This is a messenger RNA of Acaulospora morrowiae, 184 nucleotides long. The record is from the annotation of a GenBank genome assembly. Lineage: Eukaryota; Fungi; Glomeromycota; Glomeromycetes; Diversisporales; Acaulosporaceae.
GUUGAUAGAAAUAAGAAUUCUUAAAUGUAAAAAAUCAAUUCUUAAUGAGGCCGAGAACACCGAGGUUAAGUUAGAGAAUGCGAAGUUAAAACAGAUGAUGGAUGAAAAUGUCAAGCGUGAGGCUGAGAAUACUGAGCUUAAAGUCGAAGUGGCAAAAUUACGACACGAUUUAGAAGAACUUUAA